Oncorhynchus keta (chum salmon) is the source of this 826-nucleotide messenger RNA. Its product is annotated as microfibril-associated glycoprotein 4-like. Gene Ontology annotation, biological process: elastic fiber assembly. NCBI's taxonomy places the organism in Eukaryota, Metazoa, Chordata, Actinopteri, Salmoniformes, Salmonidae. The transcript is spliced from 3 exons. Bases 78 to 506 code for a protein of 142 amino acids. The record is from RefSeq and is a predicted model, not a curated record.
AACGUUACUCUGGGAGCGAGGAAGGAUCACAACUUUGGACAACUUCCCUAAGGUCAUUUUAUCCUAUCAGAGAAAUAAUGAAGGUGAUCCAGAAGAGAAAGGAUGGGACAGUGAACCUUUACCAUGGAUGGGACCAAUACAGGAGUGGGUUUGGGCAGGCAUCUGGAGAGUACUGGUUAGGCCUAGAAAACAUCCAUCUCCUCACUCAGAGGAAGAGGUAUGAGUUGAGGGUGGACCUGGGAGACUUCGAAGGAGCUAAAGUCCACAUGCAGUACUCCUCCUUCUCUGUCGACUCUGAGCAUGAAGGAUACAAGCUGCAUUUAAGUGGCUUCAAAGAUGGAGGUGCUGGUGAGUCUAAAGAACAUUUCCAUUUCUCCUCCUUUCCCGUGAAACAACAGUAUUACCAAUCUGAAAGGACUACUUGGUCGAUACAGUCUGAAGAAAGUUACACUGUAAAUGGAAAUGUUGAACAAUCCCUUCUGCAUUUCAGGAAAAUCUAUGGAUGAACACAAUGGGCAGAAGUUCUCCAUCUUCGACAAAGACCAGGGCAUUCACACUUCAAACGGUGCUAAAUCAUAUCUAGGAUGAUGGUGGUAUGGAGAAUGCCACAGUUGUCAAUCCCAACGAGGUAUAUCUGUGGGGCGACUCAAUCUAUUGUAUUGGUAUCAACUGGAUGUAUUGGAAAGGUUAUAAAUACUCUUUAAACACCAUUGAAAUGAAGAUAAGGCCUGUGGUAUAAGUUCAGAACCUCUUACACUCACACUUUGCAUUCAAAUAUUACCUUUCAAAUUAUGAAAAUAUUUGGAAAGCCACUGAAGUUUAAACA